This is a messenger RNA of Rhizoctonia solani, 1572 nucleotides long. RefSeq lists its product as uncharacterized. The record is from RefSeq and is a predicted model, not a curated record. The transcript has 8 exons. Bases 1 to 1572 code for a protein of 523 amino acids. Lineage: Eukaryota; Fungi; Basidiomycota; Agaricomycetes; Cantharellales; Ceratobasidiaceae.
AUGCCGUACAACGUGACCAUAGACGACAUCUCUCCCCUCAUCACCUACCAGGGCCAAUGGCUUGAUUCAUACAACCUGGCCGCAGACCCCUAUACCGACCGAUAUCUUGGCAAGACCUUUCAUUCUAGCAGGACAGAUGGAUCUCAGGCCACCUUCCAGUUCAACGGCACAGACGUAUGGAUAUUUGGAGCCAAGAGAGGAAAUCAUGGGAAUUUUAUUGUAACUAUCGACAAUGGACAAGCUCAAAGGAUCGAUGGCUAUGCACCCCGACAGCCGGAUGGUGUUGACGGAGUUUACCAAUUCCCCAUAUUCUCCAGGACUGGUCUCUCGGAUGGUCUUCACACCGUCACACUCACCAACGAUAACGGAGGGAGCACCACUCGACCGUUUGUCGAUAUCGAUUUCAUCACUUGGACAUCGAAUGAUGAUGUUGGCAAGAACAUAACUAUAGAUGACUCUGAUCCUGCCUGGUCCUAUACAUCGUCGGGUCAGCAGUGGGGCACUUCGAGUACUUACGUUGUUGAUUACUACCAGCAAACCGAGCAUGUGACGAAUGUUGCCGGCGCCACGGCAUCUGUCCAAUUUGAAGGAAAUGCGGUUUAUCUUUACGGCGGCACGCUGGACGAUCAUGGGACCUUCAACGUCCAGGUCAAUGAUCACCCAGCGGUAAGCAUGAAUGGUUCGACGGUCGGAUAUCAUCCCCGAGUGUUACUCUACUACGCAGAUGGUCUUGGCCCAGGUACUCACAAGUUGACAGUCACUAACACCAAUGGUGGCAAAUACCUCGACGUAGACUACGUCCAAGUCCUUCAAUCUUCCGCGAGCGAAGCGUCCGAAUCCAAUCCUGGAGGAAAGGCCAAAACUCCGAUCAUUGCGGGAACGGUGUGCGGCGUUGUGAUCGGUCUUGCCUGGAUUAUCGCAGCCGUCUGGUGGUUCAUGCGGAGGAGAAAGAGAGGCGAGGGCGUCGACUUGUUGAACACUGAGGCCAAGGCGUACGACGUUCCUCCAGCCGGAUACGGUCCUGCCAGCAGUGGGCCAGGGUGGGAUGGCCAGAGUUCGGUACCAAACAAUCAGCCGUGGGCGAACGAUCCGGCGUAUACGGGAAGCUAUUAUCAGAACCCUCCUUCCCAAACUACGUACCCGAUGAGUAUGUACCCACCCAGCUCGGUCAGUGGGAGUGGUGGCGGGGGUGAGUCGUCCACUGGUGCUGCUUCGGCGUAUGGAGGCACCGGUCGGCCCGAGAUGCACCAUCAGGCCUUGAGCACGCUCACGCAGGAAGACGAAGCCGAUCCUCGCGUUCAUCAAAUGGUUCCUCCUCCUGAUCCCAAAGGCCGUGCGGUCUUAGUCGUCGACACCGGUAGCCGAGGCAACAUGACCGAGGACGAGCUCAGAGCGUCGAGGAUGGUAGUUCCUGAGCGAGCACAGGACUGGGGCCCAAUGUCCGAUACCAGUGGGGAUGAGAACACCGGAAUGCUGCCUCCGGAUUAUCACCAAAUUGCUUACUUGGAUUUGCUUUUUAUCAAGGCAACCGAACCGUUCCCGAACCGUCGAUUGCCUCAACCUCUAUCUUAA